Molecule: messenger RNA, 942 nt
Organism: Talaromyces proteolyticus
Lineage: Eukaryota; Fungi; Ascomycota; Eurotiomycetes; Eurotiales; Trichocomaceae
Exons: 1
Coding region: 1-942 (313 amino acids)
Cellular component (GO): intracellular anatomical structure
Molecular function (GO): oxidoreductase activity, acting on NAD(P)H, oxygen as acceptor
Source: RefSeq, a predicted model, not a curated record
AUGGGAGAGAUUCCCCGAUCAGCCUCCCAACCAAAUGACCGAGAUGCGCUCAUUUUCCGUCAGAUUCCCAGGAUGACCUUAUCCUCCGCAGAAAACCCUCUCAAUGCACCACUGCCGCCAGAUUCCACUCUGACUAGCCCAAGCACUCGAGCCCUGUCACGCUUUGCCGUGGAAGGCAAUGCGGUCAUCACGGGUGGUGCUGGGGCUCUAGGUAUGGCCACCGCACGUAGCCUUCUCGAGCAUGGGCUCUCGUCACUUGCCCUGUUAGACCUAUCCACGACUCUGGAAUCAUCAGCUCCAGACAUUGCGCGGCUUCGCACCGACUUUGCAGCAAACUCGUCAUGCGAGAUUCAUACUUUUUCUGUCGAUGUGACCAGUCCUAUACUAGUAAAUGAAACCAUCGAAAAGGCCGCCACGGUAAUGGGGGGCAUCGAUAUACUCCUCUGCCUCGCCGGAAUCGUUGGCUGCGAAGAGUCAACCGCAGUCACAGCAGACGCGUUUAUGAAGGUGAUUGAUGUGAAUUUGAAAGGAUCCUUCGUGUGUGCGCAGGCGGUAGCGAAGCAUAUGAUUGAACGCAAGAAAGGGGGCAGUAUCGUGUUCACGGGGUCAAUAUCAGCCCAUCUAACCAACUUUCCUCAACCGCAAGUUGCGUACAACGCCAGCAAGGCGGCAGUGGUGCACAUGGCGCGCAAUCUAGCUGUUGAGUGGGCGGUUUAUGGAAUUCGGGUGAACAGCGUCAGCCCGGGGUAUAUGGAUACUGUGCUGAAUGCUGGAGAGAAUCUGAAAGAAUUGAGAGAGAUUUGGGCUUCGAAUUGUCCCAUGGGCCGGAUGGGGGAUGUGGAAGAAAUCACUGGAGCUUUUGUAUUGUUGGCUAGUAAACGGGCUGGGAGAUACAUGACUGGUGCUGAUAUUGUGGUAGAUGGCGGUGCUGUUUGCUUGUAA